AUGAGUCAUGUGAGCGGGAACAGCUCAGGUGUUGUGGCUCCGCCCCUCAAACACACCUCAACAUCAUGUGACGUCGUGACCUCAGACCUCCCGACCUCCACCAGCCCCGCGCCCCUCAACAACAACAACACCAAGUCCAGCAGUGACAUCACUUCCUCCUCUAACAGCACAGGCGUCGAUGCUGGCAUCCGUACGGUGGAGAUCAUGAGGGGUGUCAGUGACUCCCUUGGGGUGAGUAUAGCCGGAGGGAAGGGCAGCCCGCUGGGUGACAUCCCCAUCUUCAUCGCCAUGAUUCAGGCCAAUGGAGUCGCUGCCAAGACGCACCGUCUCAAG
This is a messenger RNA of Epinephelus lanceolatus (giant grouper), 333 nucleotides long. NCBI's taxonomy places the organism in Eukaryota, Metazoa, Chordata, Actinopteri, Perciformes, Serranidae. The record is from RefSeq and is a predicted model, not a curated record.